AUGGAGAAUUCCUACGGUGUGGGGAUCGAUAACAGAAACGCUCUUUUUUUGGACGACGAGUCCGAUCCUCUUGAUACGUUAAAAGCGCGAGAGCAGGCAAAGGAGCUUAAAAAGAAGAUCAAAGAAGCUGAAAAAGGGAACAAAGGGAAACCUGAGACCAAACCCAAGGGUACAAGUGUCGUCGCCCGUAAGGGAAUCAAGGAAAUCCAAAAUGUGAAAGCUCAAGGAAAUAAGAGCGGUGAUCAACAAAAGAGCAAAGGACCUCCACGAACCGGUGAGUGCAAUACCGAGCGUCCGCCUCCAAGGCGCCGCGACGAUCGGCCGCAGAAUGGUGCUGUUGAAAGCAAGGAUGGAGCACCACGGCCACCUCGUCGCGAAUUUAGUGCCCGUCGGCCUAAUUUUGAGCGUCGUAACAACUUCAGUGACAAUCCUGAAGGUGGCGAACGUCGUGGACCUCGGCCACAGCGUGAACCGCGUGAGUCGCGUGAGGAACAACGCGGCCCAAGACCUGGCAAAAUGGUCAUAAUAUUUGGCAAAUUGCACCUACCACUGAAGACGUACACGUUCAGCUGUGGACUUGUACUAGCUGAAUAUAAAGAAGAAAAAAGCAAAUUACACCUACAACUGUACACGUACACGUCCAGUUGUAGACUUGUACUAGCUGAAAAUAAAGAAGAAAAAGAAAAAUUGCACCUACAACUGUAG
This is a messenger RNA of Parnassius apollo (apollo), 705 nucleotides long. The record is from the annotation of a GenBank genome assembly. Lineage: Eukaryota; Metazoa; Arthropoda; Insecta; Lepidoptera; Papilionidae.